UGCUUUAUAUUCGCUCGCUUCACGCCCAUCAGACAUGGCUGCUUCCAGUGUUUUUAAAGCAGGACUUUUCAAUCACAAAGUUGCAAUUGUUACUGGUGGCGGAACUGGAAUAGGAAAAUCCAUUACUUCUGAGCUCCUGCAGUUAGGAUGCAGCGUUGUUAUAUCAUCCAGAAAGCUUGAGCGUCUAACAGCAGCAGCUGAAGAGCUUACACAGAAAAUCCCUCCAUCCAGUCCUGCCAAAGUGACACCUAUACAGUGCAACAUCCGCAAUGAAGAGGAGGUGAAGAAUCUUAUGGCAUCUACUCUAAAGCUUCAUGGGAAGAUUGACUUCUUGGUGAAUAAUGGUGGUGGACAGUUUUCCAGUCCGGUGAAUAUGAUGAGUUCUAAAGGCUGGAAGGCUGUGAUUGACACCAACCUCACUGGAACAUUCUUAUGCUGCAAAGAAGCGUACAACACAUGGAUGAAAGACCAAGGAGGUGUAAUUGUGAACAUCAUUGCUGACAUGUGGAAGGGUUUUCCUGGAAUGGCGCACACAGGAGCCGCCAGAGCAGCUGUAGAUAAUCUGACCAAGAGUCUGGCGAUCGAGUGGGCUGCCAGUGGGGUCCGGGUGAACUCUGUGGCACCGGGAACUAUCAUCUCCAAAACUGCAAUGGAAAACUACAAAGAAUUUGGUCCCACUUUAUUUCAGAUGUCAGUUCCUUUCAGUCCUGCUAAAAGACUUGGUGUUCCUGAAGAGAUAUCUCCAGCCGUUUGUUUCUUGCUGUCCCAAGCUGCCUCCUACAUUACUGGAGCAACCCUGAAGGUGGAUGCAGGGCAGAGCCUCUACCACUCUAUAUGGGAAAUCCCAGACCACAGCGCUUGGCCCCAGGCCCCAGAGGGAGAAAAUACAGACACUUUGAAGGAAAUUAUGGACAAGACCAAAUCUAAACUGUGAAAUUUACUGGACUGUAUGACUGUGAUAUACAGCUGUUUUUGUCCUCAGUAUGGGUGGACCACGAUUAUUUUUAAAUUACACACAUUGUGACUUUGGCAUUUAGGGAUGUUCACUGAAUUUCAACAUUAUCAUUGCAUAAUAUUACUCUAAUACUCAUCAAGAGACUGUCUUGAACUUAAUAUACUUGUAAAUAUGUAUACAUUUUUUUUGUUGUUGUAAAUAUGUAUACAUGUGGUACCGUUGAGUGUCAGGAUUAGUAUAAAAUAAAAGUAGUUUUAACAUUUAUAAAAAAUGUUCAUCAGUCGUCACAGAAUAAUGAGACAAUAAAAUAAAAAA
This is a messenger RNA of Triplophysa rosa, 1270 nucleotides long. RefSeq names its product peroxisomal trans-2-enoyl-CoA reductase (gene pecr). Gene Ontology annotation, molecular function: trans-2-enoyl-CoA reductase (NADPH) activity. The transcript is spliced from 8 exons. Gene Ontology annotation, biological process: phytol metabolic process. Bases 35 to 934 code for a protein of 299 amino acids. Gene Ontology annotation, cellular component: peroxisome. The record is from RefSeq and is a predicted model, not a curated record. Lineage: Eukaryota; Metazoa; Chordata; Actinopteri; Cypriniformes; Nemacheilidae.